This is a messenger RNA of Lemur catta (Ring-tailed lemur), 2412 nucleotides long. It is a transcript of the gene CCDC93, whose product is annotated as coiled-coil domain containing 93. Bases 162 to 2057 code for a protein of 631 amino acids. NCBI's taxonomy places the organism in Eukaryota, Metazoa, Chordata, Mammalia, Primates, Lemuridae. The transcript has 24 exons. The record is from RefSeq and is a predicted model, not a curated record. Gene Ontology annotation, biological process: Golgi to plasma membrane transport.
UGCGCCUCCAGGCCGCGGCGCUCCCGGCCUGCGGCUGUGGCGGCGGCGGCAGAGGAAGUUUCCGCUUUGCACUCCACCCCGGUAGCAGCUUGGCCGCGGGGACAGCUUCCUCCGGGCGCUUCGCGGGCUUUGCUGCCGCCGCACGUCAGCCCAGUCGGAUCAUGGGGUUUCCCAAGGGGCCGGAGGGCCAGAGUCUCCCGGAGGUGGAAACAAGAGAAGAUGAAGAACAAAAUGUCAAGUUGACUGAAAUUCUAGAACUCUUGGUUGCAGCUGGGUAUUUCAGGGCAAGAAUUAAAGGCUUGUCACCUUUUGACAAGGUAGUGGGAGGAAUGACUUGGUGCAUCACCACUUGCAACUUUGACGUAGACGUUGAUUUGCUUUUUCAGGAAAACUCUACAAUAGGUCAAAAAAUAGCUCUAUCUGAAAAAAUUGUCUCAGUCCUGCCAAGAAUGAAAUGCCCACACCAGCUGGAGCCCCACCAGAUCCAGGGGAUGGAUUUUAUUCACAUAUUUCCUGUUGUUCAGUGGCUGGUGAAACGAGCUAUAGAAACAAAAGAAGAAAUGGGCGACUACAUCCGUUCCUACUCUAUAUCCCAGUUCCAGAAAACCUACAGUCUCCCUGAGGAUGAUGACUUCAUAAAGAGAAAAGAAAAGGCCAUCAAGACAGUUACUGACCUCUCAGAUGUUUACAAGCCUCGCCGGAAAUAUAAACGCCAACAGGGAGCAGAGGAGCUGCUUGAUGAAGAAUCUCGAGUCCAUGCUACACUUUUGGAAUAUGGCAGGAGAUAUGGAUUUAGCCGCCAGAGCAAAACAGAGAAGGCUGAGGACAAGAAAGCAGCACUUCCCACAGGGCUGUCGGCUGCAGAAAAAGCUGAUACUCAUGAAGAAGAUGAGCUUCGAGCAGCUGAAGAGCAGCGUAUUCAGUCACUGAUGACCAAGAUGACCGCCAUGGCAAAAGAGGAGAGCCGUCUCACCGCAAGCUCCGUGGGCCAGAUCGUGGGACUCUGCUCUGCCGAGAUCAAGCAGAUUGUGUCUGAGUAUGCAGAGAAGCAGUCUGAGCUUUCAGCUGAAGAAAGUCCAGAAAAAUUAGGAACCUCCCAGCUACAUCGCCGGAAAGUUACUUCCUUAAACAAGCAGAUUAUGCAGAAGACCAAACAUCUUGAAGAGCUGCAAGCAAGUCAUACCAACCUGCAAGCCAGAUAUAAUGAAGUAAAGAAAACACUGACAGAGCUGAAGAGUUAUAGUGAGAAACUGGACAAAGAGCAAGCAGCCCUUGAGAAGAUAGAAUCCAAAGCCGAUCCAAGUAUUCUGCAGAACUUGAGAGCACUUGUAGCCAUGAAUGAAAAUCUGAAAAGUCAGGAACAGGAGUUUAAAGCACAUUGUCGAGAGGAGAUGACACGGCUGCAGCAGGAAAUUGAAAACCUGAAAGCUGAGAGAGCACCAGGUGGAGAUGAAAAGACCCCCUCCAGUGGAGAGCCACAUGGUGCCCUGACCUCCAUGGUGCCUCAUGAGGAAGACCUAGACAGACGGUAUCAUAUGGAGAAAGAGAAACUCUACAAGAUACGUUUACUACAGGCUCGAAGAAAUCGAGAAAUAGCAAUUUUACACCGCAAGAUUGAUGAAGUGCCCAGCCGAGCAGAGUUAAUACAGUAUCAGAAGAGAUUUAUCGAACUCUACCGCCAGAUUUCAGCAGUGCACAAAGAAACCAAGCAGUUCUUCACUUUAUAUAAUACCCUGGACGAUAAAAAGGUUUAUUUGGAAAAAGAGAUUAGCCUGCUGAACUCAAUUCAUGAGAACUUCUCACAGGCCAUGUCCUCCCCUGCCUCCCGGGACCAGUUUUUACGUCAGAUGGAACAGAUUGUAGAAGGAAUUAAACAAAGUAGAAUGAAGAUGGAAAAGAAGAAGCAAGAGAACAAAAUGAGAAGAGACCAUUUGAACGACCAGUACUUGGAACUGUUAGAAAAACAGAGGCUAUACUUUAAGACCGUGAAAGAGUUCAAAGAGGAGGGCCGCAAGAAUGAGAUGCUGUUGUCCAAGGUGAAAGCCAAGGCCUCCUGAACAUCCGCAGCCGUCGUUGUAUGUCACUGAUUCUUGUUUUUUAAAUACCAUAUAUCUACUACAAGAUCAUGAAAUGGUUCUGAAAGCGACAGUAGAGAGAUGCAGGUGUAAUGAUUUCCGCACCCUGGAUGUUUUCUUUCUCUUUGCUUCCAUUUCAUCUCUGUGUUGGCUGCUGUUGAUGGAAUCAGAUGGUGUAAACACUGGCUUGGAUAACACCCAUCAUCUCUGAAGAAACAUGGGCAGAACUUGUUCUCUGUGUUGAUUCAACUUUCAUUUCUCCAGUAACAUUGCACUUAUGAGGUACCUGUACCUGUAUGGAUGCUGAAUAAAAAAAAAUUCAUUUGUUUAGCAAGUA